Pipistrellus nathusii (Nathusius's pipistrelle) is the source of this 4965-nucleotide messenger RNA. The record is from the annotation of a GenBank genome assembly. Lineage: Eukaryota; Metazoa; Chordata; Mammalia; Chiroptera; Vespertilionidae.
AUGGACUCAAAGCAGGGAAGCUCACCAAAGGCAGAAGGAUCCAAAGAAAGAGGCCUGGUCCAUGUCUGGCAGGCGGGAUCCUGCUCUGUAACCCCAGAGAGAUUGCCCGGCUGGGGAGAAAGGACUGUUCUUCAGGCGGCCCUGGGAGUGAAGCAUGGAGUUCUUCUGACGGAAGAUGGGGCGGUGUACAGCUUCGGCGCCCUCCCCUGGCGAAGUGCCCCGGCAGAGGCCUGUCCGAGCAGCCCCGUUCUCGAACAUGCCCUGGCUGGGCAGUGUGUCGUCGCUGUGGCAGCGGGCAGUUUCCACAGCGGCGCGGUGACAGAGGGCGGUGUUGCGUACAUGUGGGGGGAGAACUCCGCUGGCCAGUGCGCCGUCGCCAACCAGCAGCGGGUUCCGGAGCCCAGUGCCGUCAGCAUUGCUGACUCUGAGACCAGUCCUUCAUUGGCAGUCAGGAUUGUGCAGUUGGCAUGUGGCGAGGAGCACACGCUGGCAUUGUCGAUCAGCAGAGAGAUUUGGGCAUGGGGUACCGGUUGUCAGUUGGGUCUCAUGACCACUACCUUCCCAGUGACAAAGCCACAGAAGGUGGAGCACCUUGCUGGGCGUGUAGUGCUCCAGGUGGCCUGUGGCGCGUUCCACAGCUUAGCGCUCGUGCAGUGCCCCCCUUCUCAGAAGCCAGUCCCAGAACGAUGCAACCAGUGCAGCCAGCUCUUGAUCACUAUGACUGACAAAGAAGACCACGUGAUUAUAUCAGACAGUCACUGUUGCCCACUUGGUGUGACCUUGGCGGAAUCCCAGGCAGAAAAACAGGCGAGCACUGCCAUCAGCCCCUCCACGGAAACCCGGGACAGCCUGGAGGAGGUAUUUGAGAGCACGGGUGUACCGCAUGAUCUGGCUGUCGCUAACAAACUGAAUGUUGGAAAUGUCCAUACCACGAGUGGCAAUGCCAUUCCCUCCCCACUGGACAUCAUAGGAACAACAGAAACAUCUGCUGGAAACAUACCCUCAGACCCUGCUGCUCCGGCUGGGAGUGAACUCGCGCAGAAACUGUCAGACCCCUCAGCGAGAGAGAACUUGGAGAACCGUGAAAAGCCAGUGCCAUCCCAGCCCCUUGUAGAAGAAGCAGUUCCUAAUCUUCACAGCCCACCAACCACAAGCACCUCAGCCCUAAACAGCCUCGUGGUCUCAUGUGCAUCUGCUGUUGGUGUGAGAGUAGCUGCUACCUAUGAAGCUGGGGCCUUGUCUCUUAAGAAAGUUAUGAACUUUUAUAGUACAGCCCCAUGUGAGCCUGGAGCUCAGGCAGGCGGCAGUUCCAUAGGCCCAGAAGGUCUGAAGGACAGCAGAGAAGAGCAGGUUAAACAGGAAUCCAUGCAAGGAAAGAAGAGUUCAAGUCUCGUGGAUAUCAGAGAAGAAGAAUCAGAGGGAGGCAGCCGCAGGCUCUCCCUCCCUGGAUUGUUGUCACAAGUGUCCCCCAGGCUGCUAAGAAAGGCUGCGCGUGUGAAAACACGGACAGUGGUUCUGACCCCAACAUACAGCGGAGAAGCAGAUGCACUCCUGCCUUCCCUGAGAACAGAGGUGUGGACCUGGGGCAAAGGGAAGGAAGGGCAGCUGGGGCAUGGCGAUGUUCUGCCCAGGCUUCAACCAUUGUGUGUAAAAUGUCUGGAUGGUAAAGAGAUAAUUCACCUGGAGGCAGGUGGCUUCCAUUCCCUUGCACUUACUGCAAAAUCCCAGGUUUACUCAUGGGGCAGCAAUACCUUUGGCCAACUUGGGCAUUCCGAUUUUCCAACAACUGUUCCUCGUCUUGCAAAGAUAAAGAGUGACAAUGGAGUCUGGAGUGUAGCUGCAGGCCAGGAUUAUUCCCUGUUUUUAGUGGAUACAGAAGACUUCCAGCCUGGGUUAUAUUACAGUGGCCGGCAGGACCAUACAGAAGGUGACAACCUUCCAGAGAAUCCCAGUGGUACUAAGGCUCCAGUACUUCUCUCCUGUAGUAAGCUUGGAUAUAUAAGCAGAGUGGCAGCUGGAAAAGACAGCUAUUUAGCCUUGGUGGACAAGAACAUUAUGGGGUAUAUUGCCAGUCUCCAUGAGUUGGCUGCUACGGAAAGAAGGUUUUAUUCAAAACUAAGUGACAUCAAAUCUCAGAUUCUCAGGCCUCUUCUCAGUUUAGAAAAUUUGGGCACCGCAAGUACUGUCCAGCUGUUGCAAGAAGUGGCGAGCCGAUUCAGUAAGCUGUGUUACCUAAUUGGGCAGCAUGGAGCCUCACUGAGCAGCUUCCUUCAAGGGGUCAAGGAAGCCAGGAGCCUGGUCAUUCUGAAGCAUGCCAGUCUCUUCUUGGAUAGUUACACAGAGUAUUGUACAUCUAUUACACAUUUCCUGGUUAUGGGAGGAUUCCAGCUGCUCGCUAAGCCUGCCAUUGAUUUCCUAAAUAAAAAUCAAGAGCUGUUGCAAGAUUUAUCAGAAGUGACUGAUGAAAACACGCAGUUGAUAGAAAUACUGAAUACUUUGUUUUUCUUGCCAACUAGACGACUUCAUAAUUAUGCAGAAGUUUUGCUAAAGCUUGCUACUUGUUUUGAAGUGACAUCUCCAGAAUACCAGAAACUGCAGGAUUCCAGUUCUUGUUAUGAGUGUCUUGCUCUCCAUCUCGGCAGGAAAAGGAAGGAAGCAGAAUACACACUGGGCUUCUGGAAGACCUUCCCUGGCAAAAUGACGGAUUCCUUAAGGAAGCCAGAGCGCCGGCUGCUGUGUGAGAGCAGUAACCGAGCCUUAUCUCUGCAGCAUGCUGGGAGGUUCUCUGUGAACUGGUUCAUUCUCUUUAAUGAUGCACUGGUCCACGCCCAGUUCUCCACACACCAUGUGUUCCCUUUGGCCACCAUAUGGGCAGAGCCACUUUCUGAAGAAGCAGGUGCUGUGAAUGGUUUGAAAAUAACUACACCUGAGGAGCAGUUCACUCUCAUUUCAUCAACACCCCAGGAAAAGACUAAGUGGCUACGGGCUAUAAGCCAGGCUGUGGAUCAGGCUUUGAGGGGGGCAUCUGAACAUCCACCUUACGGAGGUGGCAGCAGCGUUCAGAGGCAGGAGCCGCCCAUUUCACGCACUGCUAAGUACACUUUCUAUAAGGAUCCUCGCCUGAAGGAUGCAACCUAUGAUGGACGCUGGUUUUCAGGGAAGCCUCAUGGAAGAGGGGUUUUGAAGUGGCCAGAUGGAAAGAUGUAUUCCGGCAUGUUCAGGAAUGGCUUGGAAGAUGGGUAUGGAGAAUACAGAAUCCCAAACAAAGCACUGAGCAAAGAAGACCAUUAUGUGGGCCAUUGGAAAGAAGGAAAGAUGUGUGGUCAGGGAAUCUAUAGUUAUGCCUCUGGUGAAGUGUUUGAAGGUUGUUUUCAAGAUAACAUGCGUCAUGGUCACGGUCUCCUACGAAGUGGAAAAUUGACUUCCUCUUCUCCCAGCAUGUUCAUUGGCCAGUGGGUAAUGGAUAAGAAAUCAGGAUAUGGUGUCUUUGAUGAUAUCACAAGGGGGGAAAAGUAUAUGGGAAUGUGGCAAGAUGAUGCAUGUCAAGGGAAUGGUGUGGUAGUUACCCAGUUUGGAUUAUACUAUGAAGGCAACUUUCACCUUAAUAAAAUGAUGGGAAAUGGGGUUUUGCUUUCUGAAGAUGAUACUAUCUAUGAGGGAGAAUUUUCGGAUGACUGGACUCUUAGUGGAAAGGGAACACUGACUAUGCCAAAUGGAGAUUACAUUGAAGGUUAUUUUAGUGGUGAAUGGGGAUCUGGCAUAAAAAUCACUGGAACCUACUUUAAGCCUAGUCUGUAUGAGAGUGAUAAAGACAAACCCAAAGUUUUCAGGAAACUAGGAAAUCUGGCUGUGCCAGCUGAUGAGAAGUGGAAAGCAGUGUUUGAUGAAUGUUGGCAUCAGUUGGGCUGUGAAAGUCCAGGCCAAGGGGAAGUUUGGAAAGCAUGGGACAACAUUGCUGUGGCCCUGACUGCCAACCGGCGCCAACACAGAGACAGUCCAGAGAUACUAAGUCGUUCACAGACUCAGACACUAGAGAGUUUGGAGUUCAUUCCUCAGCAUGUUGGUGCCUUCUCAGUGGAGAAAUAUGAUGACAUCAAGAAAUAUUUAAUAAAGGCCUGUGACACUCCUCUGCACCCCCUGGGCAGGCUCGUGGAGACACUGGUUGCCGUGUAUAGAAUGACAUACGUGGGCGUGGGAGCCAACCGCCGGCUACUGCAGGAGGCUGUGAAGGAGAUUAAGUCCUACCUUAAGCGGAUUUUCCAACUGGUGAGGUUUUUAUUUCCCGAGCUUCCUGAAGAGGGCAGCACAAUUCCUCUCUCCGCUCCCCGGCCCACAGAAAGGAAAUCCUUCUGCACUGGGAAGUCAGAUUCCAGACCCGAAUCCCCGGAGCCGGGUUACGUGGUAACCAGUUCUGGGUUGCUGCUUCCUGUGCUCCUGCCUCGGCUCUACCCACCUCUGUUCAUGCUCUACGCCCUGGAGAACGAUCGUGAGGAGGACAUUUACUGGGAGUGUGUUCUGCGACUGAACAAGCAGCCAGAUAUCGCCCUGCUGGGCUUCCUUGGGGUUCAGAGGAAGUUUUGGCCAGUGACCUUGUCAAUCCUUGGAGAGACUAAAAAGGUUUUGCCAACCACAAAAGAUGCUUGUUUUGCCUCAGCCGUAGAAUGUCUACAGCAGAUCAGCACAACAUUUACCCCAUCAGACAAACUGAAGGUCAUCCAGCAGACUUUCGAGGAGAUCUCUCAGGGCGUCCUGGCGUCUCUGCAGGAGGACUUCUUGUGGUCCAUGGACGACCUGUUUCCUGUUUUCUUAUAUGUGGUGCUACGGGCCAGGAUUAGGAAUUUGGGCUCUGAGGUACAUCUCAUUGAGGAUCUAAUGGAUCCAUACCUUCAGCAUGGGGAACAGGGCAUAAUGUUCACUACCUUGAAGGCAUGUUACUACCAGAUCCAGCGUGAGAAGCUUAACUAG